AUGUUAAGUUCUAUUAUAGAUUAUUUAAGGGAUGUCAAAGAGGAAUUCAGUCCAAUCUACUCCAGAGCAGAAGAUGAAGAUCCAACGAUAGAAGAAGAAGAGGAAGAAGAAGAUAAUGAUGAAGAUGAAGAUGAAGAGGAGGAAGAGGAAGAAGGUGACCAACUCGACAAGUUAAGAAGACAAUGUGAAAAUACAGAAAGGGGCCAAGAAUUAAAGCACCAUUAUUUGGAAUGUGUGGAAAGAGUUCAGAAGGCGAAAGAAGAUCCAAACUAUGAAGACUUAGAAAAUAAAGAAGACUGUGUAGAAGAAUUUUUCCAUUUACAACAUUAUCUAGACGAAUGUGCUGCACCAAGGUUAUUUAGUCAAUUAAAAUAA
Molecule: messenger RNA, 375 nt
Organism: Arxiozyma heterogenica
Lineage: Eukaryota; Fungi; Ascomycota; Saccharomycetes; Saccharomycetales; Saccharomycetaceae
Gene: QCR6
Product: ubiquinol--cytochrome-c reductase subunit 6
Exons: 2
Coding region: 1-375 (124 amino acids)
Biological process (GO): mitochondrial electron transport, ubiquinol to cytochrome c
Source: RefSeq, a predicted model, not a curated record